AACACGAGAUAUGAAUAAGAAACACAUCUCUUAAUAAUAUUAGAAAUGUUGAGGUUAGUAAAAAAAAAAAAGUUUUCUAAGAAGAAGUCAGGAUUUUAAACUUUGAAAGUCGAUUAUUUUUUACUAUUUUCUACAAAGGUUUUCCCGUUGUAAAGAUAAAAAGUUGAGAAGCCAAAGUAUUUAUUCACGCCAAGCAAAAAACCUGAAAAUGCAGUAUAUAUUCGUAUGUAGCUAUCUUCUUGUGUUUUUGAGAGCGUUCGAAACACGAAUAUCUCGAACAAAUCGUCCUUCUGUUGAGUUGGUCGUUCACACAGAAGCUGAUCCUAUGAUGGCGUCUGGAUAUAAGUUCAAAGGCGUCCUAGCAAGCUCGAGAAAAUCAAUUUACACAUAUGGGAGAUUGUUCCAGCUCAAUGACAUUUGUACUCCACCUCGCCUUCGUAAUCGUUCUUCACAAGGAUGGAUUGCUUUUAUUGAGAUUUCAAAGCAACACAAAUGUCAUUCUUCUGUUAGACGCAUAGUAAAGAUGGCGUCACGAAGAGGCGCAAAAGCUGUCAUCUUUGAUAUGACGGGAAACAUCUCCUUAAAAAGAAAGUUACAACAUUCACAUCAGAAAUUUGAUGAGCCUGUGGUCAUACUAGCCAAACGCACUUCCAAGAAAAUUGUAAAACUUUUGAAAAGAAAAAAGAAACCGUUUAUUAAAAUUACAACUCUAGAGAGAAAUCUUCUAACGAAAAACGAAAGCAAAGAAGAUAAAGACAAUUAUUUAGAUAUGGCCAUCUUUAUGGCUUUCUUUAUCAUCAUUUCCUUACUCUGCUUACUCUUGAUCAUCAAGAUAAGAUGCAGACAUCGGAGAAAAAAGAUCUCAAUGACUCGCCAUGCUGUGAAAGCUUUACAGGAGAUGGAGGUAAAGACGUGUCAUUACGAAAUCGAGAACAAUAACGAUGAAAUAAAGCAGUGUGCGUUUGAUAUGAAUAAUUGUACAAUAUGUUUGGAAGAACUUCAUCAGAAUGGAAAGGAUAUUCGAGUGUUGCCAUGCCAACACGAGUAUCACAAACAGUGCAUCGAUCCUUGGCUAAUCGAGAACUUUACUUGUCCGCUGUGCAUGUACACUAUUGUGGAUUCUAAAAAGAAAAAGUGCAAGUUGCAACGCCGGAGAAAUUUGCUACAAACACUCCUAUUCAGAAGACCUGAUGCCACCAAUGAAACAACAAGCCCAGAAACUUCACAAAACUUACUUGUACAUACAGAAACUUCUACAAGAAGCAUCCCUCAGGGUAGGGAAAAAAACGAUGUAUAUUUUAUGCAUCCAUGCAAAGAACAAUCAGUUCCUGAAUCGUACAGAUUUCGUUGGUGUCCAAGGCACGCUAAGAAACACUCGUGUAGAAACGAUUCUUCCAGUGAGAACGAAACUCUUCAAGAGACACAUAAAUGUUUAAAAAGUCAAACAAUACUACAAAGUAGUUCGGAAGAUGUUUGUGAAAAGAACAGAAAUGAUAGUGAAGCAGACAGCUAACGAAAAGUCUUUUGUAUAAUUUUUACUACCUUCUUUGAUAACAGAAGAUACCUACCAUCCUUCUGCGCA
This is a messenger RNA of Hydractinia symbiolongicarpus, 1582 nucleotides long. Its product is annotated as E3 ubiquitin-protein ligase znrf3-like. Gene Ontology annotation, biological process: ubiquitin-dependent protein catabolic process. The record is from RefSeq and is a predicted model, not a curated record. Gene Ontology annotation, molecular function: ubiquitin protein ligase activity. The coding region runs from base 209 to 1513 and encodes 434 amino acids. NCBI's taxonomy places the organism in Eukaryota, Metazoa, Cnidaria, Hydrozoa, Anthoathecata, Hydractiniidae. The transcript is spliced from 8 exons.